Molecule: messenger RNA, 1831 nt
Organism: Liolophura sinensis
Lineage: Eukaryota; Metazoa; Mollusca; Polyplacophora; Chitonida; Chitonidae
Product: fas apoptotic inhibitory molecule 1-like
Exons: 5
Coding region: 87-623 (178 amino acids)
Biological process (GO): negative regulation of extrinsic apoptotic signaling pathway via death domain receptors
Source: RefSeq, a predicted model, not a curated record
GAACUCGAGCCGGGUGGACGUUACGUACAGGUGCAAGUGUUUCACCGAAACACGGUUUGGAUUGAUGUGCUUGUGACUGUCAGAGAAUGUCUAGUGAUCUUGUGGCUGUCUGGGAGGUGUCGCUGGGAGAUGGGGUUCAUACAAUAGAAUUUGAACAUGGCACAACAUCAGGAAAACGAGUUAUUCGAGUAGAUGGAAAGGAAAUUUACAGAAACAACUGGAUGUUUAAAUUGGUGGGAAGAGAAGACUUUAUUGUAGGAAAAGCCAGGUGUCGCAUACUCAUAGAUGCAAUCAGUGGCUUUUCGUAUGAAUACACCUUAGAAGUAAAUGGAAAGAGUCUGAAAAAGUUUUCUGAAAACCAAACAAAGAUAUUGCGGUCUUGGAUUUUGAUGAUAGGAGAAACAGGAAUUAGGGUUACACUUGAAAAGGAUACUUUGGAUGUCUGGGUAAACGGUGAAAAAGUGGAGACUGCGGGAGCAUUCGUUGACGAUGGUACAGAGACUCAUUUUGAAAUUGCAGGCCGAUCUGCAUAUAUCAAAGCUACAAGCAGUGGAAAGAGGAAAGAUGGCAUUAAACACCAGCUCUUUGUGGAGGACCAGGAAAUUCCCCUGGCUAAAGACUGAUCUCCGGGGACAAAACAUCAUGGGGACCAAAAGUUACUUAACACACAUGUAACAUGACCCAAUACACAAACAUACGGACAGCUGGUGCAUCAGUAAUCAAACUGUGCUGAUCCCGAUGUUGUGAAAGUCUGUGUUAUCCUGCAAUGGCUUUAAGACUCUAAACUAGGCAUUUGUUUCUAGUUAUCAAUGCUUUUCAUCAGUUUUUACCUUUUGAUCGCUUUGUUUUAUGUUUAUAGAAUGAUGGACACACAUAACAAACAUGCAUACAUUGUUGACCUACAUACCUGAGUGCAUGUAUAUGGAGCUUCUGUUCAAGAGAGUUUCGUAAUCGUACCACGACUGUGGUAAUUUUUUUACGACAUGACUGAGGUGAUAUAAAUGACAUUUUACAAAUGUAUCAGAUUUGACUUGAUCUGGUACAUUUAUAAUGUGAUGUGUCAUCUGUAGCAAGACAAAAAUCAAUGAAAAAUUUUAUUCUGUAAAUUGUAUCCCAGGUGUGAAAUUAUCUGAUUAUUUAUUAAUCAUAUUUUUAAAAACAGACAAUCACAUUUUAUCCAUGCAGGAAAUAUUCAUCUUUACAGAGACAAAACAUUGCUGUGUUUGCUAGUAUUUGACUUUCUCAUCACUCAAGUCUUUUAUACUCAUGUGUUGAAUCUCUCAUAAACCUAACUUCUACUUUAAUAAUAGCUAAUAUGCCUUAUAUUCACACAUGGAAUGAGUUUAUGACUUGCAUAAUCUGAUGGGUAUGCAUGUACAGUGCAAACUUACCAAGCAAGAUGCACCUUAUUUGCUUCCAUUUGAAUACAAUUUGAGCUCCAUAAUUUUAAACUAUUAAAGUGUAGUUCCAUUUCUUAGUUAAUACGGCACAACACCUAGAAAGAAUUCGUUAGAAUUGUCUGUAUCAUCUGUAUGAAUUGUUCAUAUUUUGAAAAUAUUUUUCCAAUAAGUGGUUUCUUGAGAGUGAACAUGAUAAUGUAUUGUUUACCUUUUUUUGUUCGCCUUUCCACUGUGAAAAGUUAUUUGUCUUAUGUUGUACAUGUCUACAUAUGUGUGGUACUAAUGUGUGGUAUGUAUCUUCAUUUGUUCAGGAAUUCACUAAGGAAUUCAUCGUGAUCAAUUAUCAGCAAAAACUGACAUUGCACAACACUGGUCCAUCUCUAUCUGAAACCAGUCACAAAAAAGAUUUUGUGUUUUUAUUUAUUCAUUUA